AAAAGGCUUAUAUGAAGUAUUCACACAUUUGUUGAGUCAGCAAAUCAGCAUUCAUCAUGGCGACUUUGAAGAGCUUCAGUAAACUUAGUCUAAAAUCGUCAAUGAGCGAACGUAUUUGGCAAACGUUCUGUCCCAGCUGUGUAGGAAUAAUUUCAGGCAGUAGGUAUUAUAAGGGAAGCAAUCGCGAUAUCAAAAGGAGAGAAUGGAACAAAAAGAUGGAGGAUACUCGGAAAAAGGGCGCACGGAAAUUUGAUUUCAAGAAAUUUAUGUAUUUAAAUUACGAAAAGGAAUUCAAAGCAUUUGUACAUCGCUUUUCUCUUGAUCCUGACAACCCACUGUUGUGGGAGGCUUUUAUACAUCAAACUUCUCAGUGUGAUGACAACUCCAUUGAACAUAAUGGAAAGUUAGCUGUCUUAGGUUUUAACAUCACUUCCCAGAUAAUCAUCUCUUAUUUGUUUUUUUCUUACCCAAACUUACCAAGUCAUGGAUUAAGGAGUCUACAAGAACAUUUAUUACAGCAAAAAACUCUAGCAGACGUUGCUCAAUCUUUAUCAAUCCACGAACUUAUAAAAACAGAGAUUGAUUUCAACAGCGAUGAAACCAUUUCAUCACAACAUGGUUUUAGCAGAGAAGAUAUAAUCGCUGACUCUUUUUUAGCUUUAAUUGCCGCGAUUCAUUUACACGAGGGUGAAACACAGUCCAGUUCUUUUGUGCGGGAUUUUCUGAUAUCUCAGUUGUACGGUAAAGAACUUGAGUCGGUCGUAAAGUUCAAAAAUCCAGAGUUGUCUUUGACGUCUUUGCUUCAAGAACAGCAAAGGGAAAAGCCUGUUGCUAGGUUGAUGUAUUCCAGCUACAGAUAUACUGAAAUGCCAGUUUAUGUUGUUGGAAUUUUUAGCUCAGAUUCCAUGUUAGCACAAGUUGCAAGUCCCAUUCUUGAAAAGGCGAAAUACGAGGCAUUUUGUUCGGCAUUAACAAAUGUUUUAUUGUCGAAAAUACCAGAACCACAGCAAAGUUACCAUUCCAUAUAAUUUGAAAAUAAAUGUUUGAAAAUUGCCAUGAUGAAAGAACUGCAUUUAAAAGAACUAUGUUGUGAAUGAAACAGCAUCAGAAGUUGGGUAAAACUGUCCUUUCAUGUGGGUAAUUUGUCUCAAUCGAGUUUAUCAAACGCUUUGUCUCUUGGAGCAAAAAAUUAAUAGAACUAUAAACUGUCAUCAAAUAUUUUUCCCUUGGAAACUCGCUGUUGUAGUUAUGAGAAAAGGGAAUUUGUAGAUUAUUAGAAACUCUUAGAGCGAUAAAUAUGUUUCAUAAUCAACUAUAUAUUUUCACAAGGUUAGCGCUCAAAGUGUUUGAGGCUCUUUUAACAAUCUGUAAGAUGGGAAGACAUGCCUUGGAUUUGAGUCUGUGAAACUGCAAGCAACUAUGCACAAUUGAUAUGUCCCAUCUGUGACUAUGAUUCCUAUCUGUGCUUAGCCAUCUGGGGCUCUCAGCGCGACUAUUGGACAGAAUAUGUAUUUGACCGAUGAUUAUCAGAUGCAAUAUAAGAUAUCCGAGGUACUAGAAAUUUAAUGGAUUUAGCUCUAAGUUUUGUUCCCUAUACCGUAGAAUAAGGUGAAUACAUCCAAACUUUAAAUUACUGGAACAUAGAAAUAUAAAGUUGAAAUGUAAUGCCUACGUUUUCUUGUAAAAACUAUUCUUCUCAUGA
Xenia sp. Carnegie-2017 is the source of this 1702-nucleotide messenger RNA. Its product is annotated as 39S ribosomal protein L44, mitochondrial-like. Lineage: Eukaryota; Metazoa; Cnidaria; Anthozoa; Malacalcyonacea; Xeniidae. Gene Ontology annotation, molecular function: ribonuclease III activity. The transcript has 11 exons. Gene Ontology annotation, biological process: RNA processing. The record is from RefSeq and is a predicted model, not a curated record. Bases 57 to 1028 code for a protein of 323 amino acids.